CGCGCCAGGGACGCCCCACCCUCUGCCCUGGCUCCGGGAUUUGGGGCGCCGCUUGUGGAGUCCUGAGCCUGAACCCGGAGCGCAUCUCCGCGUUGCCGGGUAGCCAGCGCCCGCGUGGCGAGGCUGGGGGACGAACCGGCAGGGAGCACCCAGCCCCAAUGCGCCCGGCCCGCGAGGCCGCCGGCAGCCGCCUCUGAGAAGUUGGGGGGCGGCGCCCGGCGAACACCCCACGCCGCCGCAGCCGUUGCAGGGGGCUCGGAAACCGGUUUGUUUCGUCCGGUGGCGCAGACCCGUGUCCCGGGGCGUUGGCCGGAGUGGCGCGGGCUGCGGCCCAAUGCCCUUUCUGGACCGCGGGGGGGCGCCUCGGGCUAGCUGAGCCCCGCGGGAAGGCGGCGACCCCCGGACGGUGCCCGCCCACGGCCUGGGUCCUGAGCCUAUCUGUUAAGAUGCCUUAGAAAAAGAACCAUGGAGAAGUAUGUUAGAGUACAGAAGAUUGGAGAAGGUUCAUUCGGAAAAGCCAUUCUUGUUAAAUCUAUAGAAGAUGGCAGACAGUAUGUUAUCAAAGAAAUUAACAUCUCAAGCAUGUCCAGUAAAGAAAGGGAAGAAUCAAGGAGAGAAGUUGCAGUGCUGGCAAACAUGAAGCAUCCAAACAUUGUCCAGUAUAGAGAAUCAUUUGAAGAAAAUGGCUCUCUCUACAUAGUGAUGGAUUACUGUGAAGGAGGGGAUCUGUUUAAACGAAUAAAUGCCCAGAAAGGCAUUUUGUUUCAAGAGGACCAGAUUUUGGACUGGUUUGUACAGAUAUGUUUGGCCCUGAAACAUGUACAUGAUAGAAAAAUUCUUCAUCGAGACAUAAAAUCACAGAACAUAUUUUUAACCAAAGAUGGGACGAUACAACUUGGAGAUUUUGGAAUUGCUAGAGUUCUUAAUAGUACUGUGGAGCUGGUUCGGACUUGCAUAGGGACCCCAUACUACUUGUCACCCGAAAUCUGUGAAAACAAACCAUAUAAUAAUAAAAGUGACAUUUGGGCUCUGGGGUGUGUCCUUUAUGAGAUGUGCACGCUUAAACAUGCAUUUGAAGCUGGCAAUAUGAAAAACCUGGUACUGAAGAUCAUAUCUGGAUCUUUUCCACCCGUGUCUUUGCAUUAUUCUUAUGAUCUCCGCAGUUUGCUCUCUCAACUAUUUAAAAGAAAUCCUAGGGAUAGACCAUCAGUCAACUCCAUAUUGGAGAAAGGUUUUAUAGCCAAACGCAUUGAAAAGUUUCUCUCCCCUCAGCUUAUUGCAGAAGAAUUUUGUCUAAAAACAUUUUCCAGGUUUGGAGCACAGCCUAUACCAGCUAAAAGACCAGGUUCAGGACAAAGCUUGGCUUCUGUUGUGUCUGCUCAGAAAAUUACAAAGCCUGCUGCUAAAUAUGGAGUCCCUUUAACGUAUAAGAAAUAUGGAGAUAAAAAAUUACAUGAAAAGAAACCACUCCAAAAACAUAAACAGGCCCAUCAAAGUCCAGUGAAGAAAGUGAAUCCUGGAGAAGAAAGGAGGAAACUGUUUGAGGAACCAGUAAGGAAGAGAAGGUUGGAAUUGAAUGAAAAAGAAAAGAAACAAAAGGAUCAGAUUAGUUUAAUGAAGGCUGAACAGAUGAAAAGGCAAGAAAAGGAAAGGUUGGAGAAAAUAAAUAGGGCCAGGGAACAAGGAUGGAGAAACGUGCUGAGUGCUGGUGGAAGUGGUGAAAUGAAGGCUCCCCUUUUUGGCAGUGGAGGGGCUGUGGCUCCAUCAUCUUUUUCAUCUCGCGGACAGUAUGAACAUUACCAUGCCAUUUUUGAUCAAAUGCAGCAACAAAGAGCAGAAGAUAAUGAAGCUAAGUGGAAAGGAGAAAGACAUGGCCGAAGGCUUCCAGAAAGGCAGAAGGGGCAGCUGGCUGUGGAAAGAGCAAAGCAGGUAGAAGAGUUUCUACAGCGAAGACGGGAAGCGAGGCAGAACAAGGCUCGGGCUGAGGGGCAUAUGGGCACCCUGCACAACCUGGCAGCUCUGUGCGAAGGCAGGCGCAGCUCUUCACGAGGAGGGAAGCCGAGAAGCAAAGAGGAAGAGGUUUAUCUGGCAAGGCUGAGACAAAUAAGACUGCAGAAUUUCAAUGAGCGCCAACAGAUUAGAGCGAAGCUUCGUGGUGAAAAGGCAGAAGCUGACAGCUCCAAAGGACAGGAAGGAAGUGAGGAGUCUGACGUGAGGCGUAAGAAAGUGGAAGUGCUGAAGGCCCAGGUGAGCGCCCGCGCGGCUGUGCUGAAGGAGCAGCUAGAACGUAGGAGGAAGGAGGCGUACGAGAGAGAGAAGAAGCUGUGGGAGGAGAAUUUGGUGGCCAAAGGAAUAAAGAACUCUGAUGUGUCUCCACCUUCAGGACAGCAGGAAACAAGUGGCUCUCCAUCAAAGCAACAGAUGAGACCUGUUAUUUCUGUGACUUCUGCUUUGAAAGAAGUGGGUAUGGACAGAAGUUUGACUGAUGCCCAAGAAACCUCAGAAGAAAUGCAAAAGACUAACAGUGCUAUUUCGAGUAAGCGCGAAAUACUACGUAGAUUAAAUCAAAAUCUUAAAGCUCAAGAAGAUGAAAACGGAAAGCAGAGUCACUCUGAAAUCGGUGCAAUAAUUGUUCACGAAGACGCCAAAGAGCAGGAAAAAGAAAAAUCGGUUUCAUCGGAUCGCAAGAAAUGGGAGGCUGGAGGCCACCUGGUGAUUCCUGUGGAUGAAUUGGCACUGGACACGUCCUUCUCUGUGACUGAAAAACGUACAGUGGGAGAGGUUAUUAAAUUAGAUCCUGGCGGAUCUCCAAGAAAAGUCUGGGGGAAAAGUCCUAUAGAUUCUGUUCUAAAGGUACUUGGAGAAGCUGAACUACAACUUCAGACAGAACUAUUGGAAAAUACAACUAUUAGAAGUGAGAUUUCUCCUCAAGGGGAGGAGUGCAAACCCUUAAUUACUGGAGAAGAAAAAAUAAAAUGUAUUUCACCUGAAAUGAAUCCAUCAGCUACUGUUGAUUCUUCUGUGGAGACAGACAGUCCAAACUUUAGUGAGCCAUCUCCACAGACGGCAUUGAAACCAGAAGGAAAUUUGGAUGAGCCUGAUGACUUGGAAGCAGAAUUUCUACAGGAGCCAAGUAGAGCAGACGGGGACGGUGGCUUGCAAUGCCCUGUACUCGACGUGUGGGUUAGUGAGAUUAAAGAAGCAAAGGAGGCUGAUUUUUUUGUUUGUUUGUUUUGCGGUACGCAGGCCUCUCACUGUCGUGGCCUCUCCCGUUGCGGAGCACGGGCUCCGGACGCACAGGCUCAGCUACCGUGGCUCACGGGCCCAGCCGUUCCGCAGCAUGUGGGAUCUUCCCAGACCGGGGCACGAACCCGUGUCCCCUGCAUCGGCAGGCAGACUCUGAACCACUGCGCCACCAGGGAAGCCCUUUCCAGUAUUUUUUAACACUCGUUUCUUUCUCUCCAGUUGCAUUGCUUAGUACACCUUUUAUACAGUGUUAAAUAUUGGAAAUAGGGCUAUCUUUGUCUUGUUCUUAAUUUCAGUGAAAUGAUUCUAAUGUUAACCCUCGUUAGGCAUGACUAUAAUUUCUAGCUCAGAGCAGUAUUUACUCGUAUUUUACUGGCUAAAAAAGUCAGGAGUGUAUUUUGUCAAAUGACCUUUCGGUAUCUAUGGAUUUUGAUAAUUAUGGAACCAUUCAUAUAGAACCAUUCAUAUAACUGUUUUCCUUUAUCUGUUGGUAUAAUGAAUUAUAUUAAUAGGUUACCUAAUAUUGACCUAUCCUGCAUACCUUAGUAAACUCUACUUGGCCAUGAUGUGCUACUAUUUUAAUGUACUUCUGUUUGCUAAUGCUUCAUUUUAGGAUUUUUGCAUUAGUACUCUGGAGAGUCAUCUGUAGUUCCCUUUCGUCAUGGGAAAUCGCUGUUGUAUUUUGGUGUUCUUUUUAUCUUCCUUCUUAAAAAGUAAUUGGAAGUUCCUUCCUUUGCUGUGCUUGUAACAAGGAUUGUCAAAUGUUUUCUGUAAAGGGCCAGAUUGUAAACUUUUUUGGCCGUGUAGACCAUAUGGUCUGUGAUGCAGUUGUUCAAUUCUGCCUUUGUUCUGCAAAAGCAGCCAUAGGUAACACAUAAACAGGUGAGCAUGGCUGCUCCAGUGCAACUUUAUCUGUGAAAACAGGAGGUGGGCUGGACUUGGACAUGGAUGCAAAGCUGUACAAGCAUGUUUAUUGCAAGAGAGUCGUAGGAAAUCAUUUGAAAUAGUCUAAAUAAUCAUUAAUAUGGAAGUACCUAAAAUACUGUUCUCAGUAUACUGCAUAGUGGGUAUGCAGCACUGAAAUAAAAUGGAGCUCUAUGUAUUAAUAUGGAAAUAUGUCAAAAUAUUGAAUGAUUAACAGAAUAAAAUUAUAUUGAAUAAAAAACAUUUCCAUAUAUUAGAGUGAUGCUAUGAUAAUCCUAUUAAAAUUAUUAUAUAUCCUUAAGUGAAUAUACAUGUAUGUAAAUUUAAGGGAAAAGUAUGGUAAGAUGUACACAAAACUGAUAACAGUAAAGGCAACUGGGAAUUGAGUGGUUAGGGGACUCCUAAAAGAAUCACUUUUUUUUAAUUAAGGUAAAAUUUAUAUAACAUAAAAUUUAUCAUUUUAAUCAUUUUAAAGUAUACAAUUUGCCACUAUAUGGUUCCAGAACAUUCUCUCAACCCCAAAGGAACGCCUGUGCCCAUAAGCAGCCACUCCCCAUGUUCCCCUCCCCCAGCCCCUGGCACCACUGAUCUGCUUCUAUCUCUGUGGAUUUGCCUAUUCUGGAUUUGACAUUUCCUGUGGAACCGUACAGUGUGUGGCUUUUUGCAUCUGGCUUCUUUUACUUAUCAUACUGUUUGCAAAGCUUAUCUGUGUUUUAGGAUGUAUCAGUUCUUCAUUCCUUUUUAUAGCUGAAUAAUAUUCCGUUAUAUGAAUAUACCCUAUAUGUUUAUCCAUUGAGCAGUUGACGACAUUCAGCAGGUGAUGGUGGGUCAUUUCCAGAGUUACUUCUGCCUUUUGGUUCUUUUGAAUAGUACUGCUAUGAACAUGGUGUACAAUUCUAUGUUUGCACACCUGUAUUCAGUUCUUUUGAGUAUAUAUAUUUAAGAGUGGAAUUGCCACAGCAUAUGGUAAUUUUAUGUUUCACUUUUUGAGGAACCAAGGAACAUUACAUUUCAAAUGAAGAAGUGUAUUACUUGUAUGAUUAAAAAUAAAGAAAAACUUUUAGAAAUAAAAAUAGAAAAUUGCUCAAAAUUUAAAACUGAAAAAUUAUUUAAAUUUGAAAUGGACUAAAAAGUACUAGCAAAAUUAAAACUGCCUGAUAAACGAAAACCCCAGAAAUAAAUUACUGGCAACUUUUGCAAUAUAUUUUUCUAGUUUUUACAUUUUUGUAAAAAAAUGAAUACAUCCAUUUAGUUCCCAGCAUGUAUUGAGAUAAAAAUUGUGAGUCCUUCUUUACAUAAAUCAGUUCAUUCCCUUUAAGGGUUAAAACGUUUUUGUGCAUAUUAUUCUAUUCCUUUUACUGUGCUACCCAGCAUUUUUUCAGAUCCUAAUACCAUUUAAUAUAAAUUGGUCUGAAAAUUGCUUACUUGAUAAUAUAUCUUGACUAUCAUUCCAUAUCUGAUUAUACAGAUCUCUACUUCAUUUUUUAAAUAGCUGUAUAAUAUUUCAUAGUGUAUAUCAUCAUUGUUUUCUAUUCUCUGAUAUUAAGGGGCAUUUUGAUUGCUUAUAGAAGUGGUUCUCAAACAUUGCAACAUUUAAAACAACUUUCUCAGCCUUAUCCUCCAAAGUUCCUGACUCACAGGACUAGGGCAGGGCCUGAGAAUUUGCAUUUCACACAGGUCUCCAUGUGUUGCUGACGUCUAGGGGCUGCACUUUGGGAACCACUGGGAUGAGAAUGUUGAGCCUGGUUGUUGUGAAUAAGUGUGACUGGUGAAGGUUUGAACAGCUGAAACGUAGGAUUGUGCUUAUGAGAGACAGUGUGUGUAUAAGUGAGAAGAGUGCUCAGAAGAGGGAUCACAGGGCUCUAGUGAACUUGUGUUCCACUCUUUUUGUUUCUCCCACUCUUUUGUAUUUGAGAGUGUUUUUAUUUCUAGUAAACCAUGUUUUCUUAACUGGUGUUUC
Globicephala melas (long-finned pilot whale) is the source of this 6130-nucleotide messenger RNA. RefSeq names its product NIMA related kinase 1 (gene NEK1). Gene Ontology annotation, molecular function: protein kinase activity; ATP binding. Lineage: Eukaryota; Metazoa; Chordata; Mammalia; Artiodactyla; Delphinidae. The record is from RefSeq and is a predicted model, not a curated record. Gene Ontology annotation, biological process: protein phosphorylation.